Messenger RNA from Saccharomyces paradoxus, 2040 nucleotides. RefSeq names its product Met4p (gene MET4). Lineage: Eukaryota; Fungi; Ascomycota; Saccharomycetes; Saccharomycetales; Saccharomycetaceae. The record is from RefSeq and is a predicted model, not a curated record. Gene Ontology annotation, molecular function: DNA-binding transcription activator activity, RNA polymerase II-specific; RNA polymerase II transcription regulatory region sequence-specific DNA binding. The transcript has a single exon. Gene Ontology annotation, biological process: regulation of transcription by RNA polymerase II. The coding region runs from base 1 to 2040 and encodes 679 amino acids. Gene Ontology annotation, cellular component: nucleus; Cbf1-Met4-Met28 complex.
AUGAAGCAGGAGCAGUCUCGCGAAGGCGACUCAUACAGCACGGAGUUCAUAAAUCUCUUUGGCAAAGAAACCGCAACACACGCCAGCAACAACAACGGUGCUAAUAAUAAUGGCAUGGGGAGCGCGACCACGUUGGACCAGUUUGUUGCAACAGCCUCAUCAUCAUCUUCGCUGGUGGGUAAUAGCGAGAAUAGACGCCCCUUAGUAGGUGACGUUAGCAGUAGGGGUAACACCAAUUUAUAUGACCAUGCUGUCACGCCAGAAAUACUUUUAGAACAGUUGGCCUACGUCGAUAAUUUCAUACCAUCCCUGGAUAACGAGUUCUCUAACGUGGAUUGGAACGUGAAUACUACUCAUAAUAAUGCAAAUAAUAAUGGCACGGAUGCCUUUAGCAGUAUAAACGCAAAUCCUUUUGACUUGGAUGAACAACUAGCCAUCGAGUUGAGUGCGUUUGCGGAUGAUUCAUUUAUUUUCCCGGAUGAAGAUAAGCCUAGCAACAACAACAACAACAACAACAACAACAACAACAACAAUGGUAAUAACGAUAACAACGGGCAUGAUGUAUUGCAUGAGGACACUUCUGACAGUAAUAGACAAAGAAAUCCCCAUUUCCUGACUCAAAGAAGGAAUACUUUCUUGACUUCCCAAUAUGACCAAUCAAAGUCUCGAUUUUCGUCUAGAAACAAAAGAAAUGGCAAUAAUGGUGAAACAAACAGUUUCGACAACAAUGGGCAGAACAGCCGCAAUUUUGAGCCGAACUUUAUAGAAAAUCCUCCUCAAUUUCCUGUUGACACUGUUGAUAUGACAUCAAUAGACCAUGGUGCCUUCACAAACGUUGACAUUACGUCAACUGAGAACAACACUCAUGGUGAUAAUGAAGUGGAUGCGUUAUCACACCUGCUACAUAGAACGACACAUACCCCGAACCGCUCUUCUCCACUAAGUAACAUCACUUCCGCCCAAAAUUCCUCUCUACAACAACGAAAGCAAUCAGAUAGUAAAGUCGAUAGUAUCAACGACAAUAACAGCUCGAACAAAGAUCCUAACAUAACAGUUCCUGACUAUUCAAUUAUUCCAACCUCUGUUUUGGUAACACUGUUACCUAGGGUCAACGUACCCAAGGGUGCGUAUGACUCGUUAACCACCGCGGGAUUUGACAAUGAUCAAAUAGAUGCUAUUGCCGCAAUAAUGGCGUAUCAUCAUCAGAAAAAGAUAAGGGAAAGUAACAAUAACAACAAUAACAAUAACGUCAAUGCUAAUGCAAAUCAAGAGGCACCCAUUCUGAAAAACAUCAACGAACUUUUAAGCGUCUUAAUACCACCCUCCUCAACUGAUACGACCGCACCAUCCGCCUUGUCAACAUCACCUUCUUCGUUCAAUGAGCAUGGUGUAGUAACAGAGGCCUCUUUUCUAAGCUCCAUUUUAGAACUGGGCAUAAAAAAUCCCAAAAGUAAUAAUAUUCACAAUCAACGACAAUCUUCACGAAACAAUCAUAAAAUCUCAAGACAGGAGAACGGUAGCAAUCUCAAUGAUAAUGUUAACAAUAAUAACGCUGUUAUUAAGUCAAAUACAACCCGUGGAGACGAAAUCGCCAAAAUACGAUCAGAGCCGACUCUAAAUGCAGCUUCUUCUGCUCACAAGGAGAAUAGCUUAAAAAGAUCACACUCUGGCGAUUUGAAAGAUAAAAAAGCACCCGUGAACCGCAAGUAUUCAGAUAAUGAGGACGAUGAAUACGAUGAUGCAGAUUUACACGGCCAUGGAAAGAAGCAAUUGGUCAAGAAAGAGCUAGGGGAUGACGAUGAAGAUUUAUUGAUACAAUCCAAAAAAUCUCACCAGAAGAAAAAACUAAAGGAAAAGGAAUUAGAAUCAUCGAUACAUGAAUUAACUGAAAUUGCAGCAUCUUUACAAAAACGGAUUCACACAUUGGAGACUGAGAACAAACUUUUAAAAAAUUUGGUUCUAAGUAGCGGUGAAACUGAAGGUAUUAAGAAAGCUGAAAGGUUGAAGAAGCAAAUAUUUGAAAAGGUUCAGAAAGAAUAA